GGACGAUUCAUCGAAAUCAAUGAUGAGCAAGGCAUCUAACGAAGACUAAAUAGUUUGAUCACAGGGUGACCGGAGUCCUCAAUAAUAAUGAAUCGCUUGCAACUCCGACGUUGUUCUUCUCUCCAUUGCGAAUACGUUCUCAAGCCUUCAGAACAAAGUCUGAUUCCAUCAAGGUCAUGAUGCGUGGAACUCGGGAGAAUUACCGACUGAGUCAGCUUGUGGCAUCAGUAGUUGUUUUCGGGCGCCAGGCCCAAAGUUCACAAGGCUUAGGCUAAUUUAGAAAAUCGACAGUCUCUUCAUCGUCCUCCCAUACACUUUCUCUACCUGUGGUAACAUCUCAAUGUCUGGACAACUCAUUCUCGUUACCGGUGCUACCGGUUUUAUCGGAUGCCAUAUCGUCGAACAGCUCUUGGAAAGCGGUUAUCGCGUUAGAGCCGUUGCCCGUUCUGCAAAAAUUGAAAAACUCAAAUCUACCUACGCUGACUUUGGCGAUCGUUUCGAUGCUGUUGGCAUUACAGACAUCGCUGAGGAUGCUCUUACCGGAGCUUUUGAUGGUGUAGAUGCUGUUAUACACGGAGCCUCCGCGAUGCCGACCCGAACCAGCAAUGUUGAGGAUAUGAUCACGGUAGCUACCAAUGGCACUCUUAACGUAUUGCGCCGAGCGGAAGCUGCUGGGAUACACCGCUUCCUUGUCCUGAGCUCAAUCACUACAAUGGUGACUCCAGCAAUGACCUUUUCGCACAAAGAUUGGUUUCAAGUGCCCGAAGGCGACAACAGCAAACGACCGGCGAUGGCCGUCUAUGGUAACGCAAAGACCCUCGCAGAGCUUGCGAUGUGGAAAUGGGCAGAUGAACAUCCCCACGUUCAGAUAUCUUCAAUCCAUCCACCGUAUGUCUACGGGCCUAUAUCACGGUACUGGCAAGUUCCAGAGGCCCCUGAUUAUUGGGCUUUGACUAGCGCCCUUGCGAUUGCGACCUUGCUGAAACCUGAUGGAAUGUACCCUCCUUAUCCUGCACAUGUCGACGUCCGUGAUGUCGCCAAGGCUUGUGUUCGUGGACUUAAACUCUGGAAACCGGCUCCAGCAGGCGAGCGCAACCGCGCUGCCUUUUUAUCUCCUCAAUACUUUGACUACGCUCGGGCUAAAGCGGUGAUCUUGGAGCGCUACCCCGACUUGAAAAGCCGCAUCAUCACAGCUGAUCCUCUUCCUUUCUACGGGCCGUCGGCUUUGGAGCAUGAAUGGGUGGACCGUCUCUUUGGGAUGAAAAAGGAAGACUUCCAUACAUUCGACGAGACUAUCUUAGAUACGGUCGCCUGCAUUUUGGAAUUAGAAGAAGGAUGGAAGGCCAAGGGAUAUAAUCCUCAAGUCCCAACGCCUGAUGUAAAUGACCAACAGCAGUAAGUUGUAGAUUCUGUAAUUGCGCAAUUGUAUGAGUCUGGAAGCACUUUCGCCAAGUUCUUUCGUGUAUUGUGACGGAAUAACACCCAAGUGAACAUGACAACUUGCCCAUGGCUUGAUUAUCUUGUAUUAGUUUUCACUCAAAUCCGACUGUAUAAUCGCCGUUCAAAGGACCUGGAUCUCCCAUGGGUUCGGUGCAUCUUCGCCACUCGGGACUUCUUCGAUUUCACACAGAGCUAUUCUCCGCAGGAUGAGACUUGCACAUCGGUUAUCUGGAU
This is a messenger RNA of Desarmillaria tabescens, 1674 nucleotides long. RefSeq lists its product as uncharacterized. The transcript has 7 exons. Bases 341 to 1399 code for a protein of 352 amino acids. The record is from RefSeq and is a predicted model, not a curated record. NCBI's taxonomy places the organism in Eukaryota, Fungi, Basidiomycota, Agaricomycetes, Agaricales, Physalacriaceae. Gene Ontology annotation, molecular function: oxidoreductase activity, acting on the CH-OH group of donors, NAD or NADP as acceptor.